AUGGGAUGUGAAUGUAUAUCUCCGCCACCAGAAUUUGACGUACCUCCGCCACCAGAUCCAUCAUUGAUUUGGAAUUUACUUUUUGAUGAAGCAAAUGAAAAACUCACUGAGGCCUGCUGUGCUCAAUUGGAUGGCCUAUUCAGAGCAAUUCAGCUGCCAAAUUCAGAAAGAGAUAAUGAAGCGGAAAGGUAUAAAAAGAAAGAAAGAACCAGAAACAAACGAAAAUCGGAAUAUCCAACUGAUAUAAUACUAAAUACCUCAGAAUGGCCAUACACGAAUGCAGAAGAAAAUAAUACUUCGAUGAAGGCUGGUGAUCUACUUUACGGGUCAACCGGGAAUGACUUCCUUGUGCAUAAAGCUAUUCCAAUCACAUCAAAUCUAUUGAGGAAUUAUUCUUGCCGUCCUAACAAUUUGCCGUUAAAUUUAAUGAGAAAUUCGAUGCAACGAUCUGCAAGUACACUUCGACUGCGAGGUUCCACAGAUGGAUACUGUACAAUUGGUAAAAUGUACGAGGAAAUACCGAGGAAUCGAAUUUUCAACAACAUCCAAACAAGUAGUAAUCCGUGGACAUCUACGAGAGAAUGUAAGCUGCAGACAAACUAUGGGAUAUCUUCGGUACGCAGGCCACCACCGACAUGUCGACCUCCUCCCCCACCACCCGAGGAUUCUCCGAUUAGUUUAGAUUCUACAGAAAACUCUUUGGAUAAAGAAUUUAACGCAACUCCAAAACGCUCAACAGAUGAUGAAAAGUCUAGAAAUUCUGCGAAUUCUGGUGAAAAUGGGCAUGAAAGUGGCUAUGGCACUGCCCCAAAUAGAUCGUGGAACAGUCCGGUAGUUUUACAUGAACAAAAACGGAUUCCAUUUCGGCAAUCAGAAGAAGUUCCUCGCCGUCAGACACCGUUAGCUAUUUAUGCUCAUCGCACCAAUGCUCAUCCCAUGACUUACGUGUAA
Messenger RNA from Thelazia callipaeda (thelaziosis nematode), 951 nucleotides. NCBI's taxonomy places the organism in Eukaryota, Metazoa, Nematoda, Chromadorea, Rhabditida, Thelaziidae. The record is from the annotation of a GenBank genome assembly.